GCUACACAAAGUUAGGUGCUUUGCUUGAAGAUUUUAAAGAUGCCAAGAAGUUAGGUGCUUUGCUUGAAGGUUUUAAAGAUGCCGAGAAGUGCAUGUGCUGGAUCCAUCAUUUUCUAAAGGACAAGGAAAGCAAUAAUGAAGUUUUGAACGAAAGCAUAUUGAGUCCAGUCAUGGUAAUGAUGUUUCUAGAAAUGGUCUUAAUGAUGUUGAUGCCAUUUCUGGAAACAGCAGUGGUGAUGAUCUGAAUAUGAUGGCGCCAAUUGCAGUUUCAGACAAAAAGCAGAACAAUAAUGCUCCAGCUCGGAAGCAGGGAGAAGAUGUGAAGGCUGCUGCUGAAUUUGCCAAGCACAUAUCUGGUGCCAACCCAAAAGAUGUGAAGGCUGAUAUAGAUAGGGAAAGGAGCAGACGUUCUAGUGGCAAACAGAAUUUGAGAGAUCGUGAUUGGAAUGAUGAUGAGAGUAGCCGUUCAAAAGAUGAAAGUAGGGAGAAGAUGCAUGAUAGGAAUAUUGAUCAGGAAAAAGGCAGAGAAGAUAAACUAAAAACUGGAAAUAAGAAAUUAUUGGAUGCCAAGCAGUUGAUUGAUAUGAUUCCAAAAACAAAAGAAGAACUGUUUGUCUAUGAAAUUAAUUGGGAUGUUUAUGACAAGCAUCACUUGCAUGAGAGGAUGAGACCUUGGAUCUCAAAGAAGAUAACUGAGUUCUUUGGAGAAGAGGAGGCCACUUUGGUGGACUACAUUGUUUAUUAAAGAUCACGUACAAGCAUCCACAAUGCUAGAAAUGCUUCAGUCUAUAUUAGAUGAUGUGGCAGAAAUGUUUGUCCUCAAAACGUGGAGGAUGCUGGUUUUUGAAAUUAAGAAAGUUGAAACAGGCUUAUCAAUGAAAUCAAAGUCCUAGGCUCCAUUUUUUUAAAAAGUAUUUCUGUCGUCUUAUCAUGCCUUCAAAUUUCCUUUUGUGCCAAAGGUCAGUGACUGUAUUAGGACAAAUAUUUUGAGAGACCUUGUUAUUUGGUAUGAAUUAAUUGUAGCCAAUCAAGCAUGAGGAUUAUGGGUUGAUUUAAAAUGAGGUUUCCUUUUUUUUCUUUC
This is a messenger RNA of Zingiber officinale, 1081 nucleotides long. RefSeq names its product RNA-binding protein 25-like. The record is from RefSeq and is a predicted model, not a curated record. Bases 248 to 745 code for a protein of 165 amino acids. Lineage: Eukaryota; Viridiplantae; Streptophyta; Magnoliopsida; Zingiberales; Zingiberaceae. The transcript has 4 exons. Gene Ontology annotation, biological process: mRNA processing.